Messenger RNA from Vicia villosa (hairy vetch), 1013 nucleotides. RefSeq names its product cucumisin-like. Lineage: Eukaryota; Viridiplantae; Streptophyta; Magnoliopsida; Fabales; Fabaceae. Bases 135 to 500 code for a protein of 121 amino acids. The transcript is spliced from 5 exons. The record is from RefSeq and is a predicted model, not a curated record.
UCAAUCAACUCAACUGUUCAACAACAACUUAACCAAAGCAGUAGACGAGAGGAGAAGUGGAACAAGACCGCACAUCCUCCACGAACGGGGUCUCGCCGACUUAAAGCCAAAGGCAUUGCCACCGUAGCUUAACAAUGGAAGGUAGAUCUCGCAUUGGUCUUUUACUUCUUCUUAUUAGUUUUACUCCAGUUUUGGUAAAAUGUAAUUCAUCUUCUCAGGAAAACGAUCUAAAGGUUUAUAUUGUCUACACCGGAAAUGCGUUAGGAAAUGAAACGUAUUCACUGCUCCGUUAUAGAGAUUUGAUAGAUCAAGCUGCAGACAGCAACUCGGAACCCAAAUCUAUAUUACACUACUGGUGGAAGAUUUUUAGUGGUUUUAUGGUGAAGCUAACAAAAAAGGAAGCUGAUAGAAUGGCUGGUCUUAAAGGGGUUGUCUCUGUUUUUCCAAAUAGAAGAUACAAACAUCGAUCGACCACAUUAUAUCGAUCGACCACAUUAUAGCAUUUCAAUGGAUUGGAAAGUAAAUCGUUUAAGUUACUUUCUUACUGUAAUUCUAUCAUACUACUUUAUGUUUUUUAUGUUGGUGGGUUGUGGUUGUAUGCUACAUUUGUGUAUACGUUAGUUAUUUUGUUGUGGAGGUUUGCUUUUUAGUGGUUUUUUUGUUUCAAUCUACUUUUGCUCACUUGAUUAAAUGGUUUGUUGUGUAUAUAUAACAAGUUUCAUGUACAUUAUAUGUAAACCUAAUUGCGGCAAACAACUGUUUUGAUUCUUUUAUGUUACACAUUUUCACUAUAAUCAACAAAUGUAUUGAAAUUCUCUUUUGUUAAUAUAUCUUAAUAAAUCAAAUUGAUUAACAAACAAACACAAUAGACGUCUCAACCAACUAUCAAAAGACAAGAAUUCUACUUAUUUUCAUCUUCAUUAUAGGUUUGUAAAACAAAUGUAAAUGUUAUAGCUAUGUUAAUAUCAACCAAUUAAAAAAUAGAAUUCAUACUACGUGUAAUGUGAUUAAGG